AUAUAUAAGAAUAUAAUAAAAACAAAACGAUUAAAUACAUAUAUCAAACAUUUGAUAAUUAGCAGAAAGAAGAAUAGGGAUUAAAGACAAACAAAAAACACUUUAAAUAAUAAAUAGUAUUUAAAAACUAUGUCAUCCAUCUUAGCAAGAUUUCCUCCACAUUUAAUAGCUUAAGUGCAACAUGAAGUUCACGAUUUAAAAGAAGAUUUUUUAAGUCUGAUCUACGAAAUCAACAAAAAUGAAAAACCUGUUUGGACAAUUUUAAAGGAAUUGAAAGAUUCUAUACCAGUAUUUAUAGAUUAAUAUAUAUACAAAGUGCUUUCUUAAAAAUAUGAUUCUAACAAAAUCAAAGAGCUGAAGAAAAAAAUGCCAAAAAAAUCAUUAAUGAACUGUCGUCAGCAUCUAAAUUAGUUGAUUAGUGCUAUUGAGCAAGAGAAUCUUGUUUAAGAAUAUUUGAAAAGCCUAGUCUUGAUAAUUAAUAACACUAAUUCUAGUGGAUAAGAAUUUUCCUAUUUGCGUCACUCUAAAAACUGGAGGAAUUCAAUUAAAAUGAAAUUGUUAGCCCUAAUGCUUCUGGUUUACUAGUUUUCUCUCGAAAAGCAAAAAAAUAUUUUCAAUAUUGUUGAUUUAUGGUAUAAAAUAUAUCCUGAGACACCUAUUUGGUAAUUGAAGGAUGAUCGCUACUUGACAAAAGAUAAUAACAAUAAGAAUAAAGAAGACUUAAGUAUAAUUUCUAACUAAUCUGAUGCUGGUAACAGUGGAAACUCCCUUCAACAUAAAGACUAUAAUAAGGGAGGUAAAAGUUCACUCAAGAAAGGCUGUAACAAGGAGGAUGAUUUGAUUUCUUAUGAGUUGGAACUUCUAGAAUAAGAGUUUAAUAGAAAUUUGCGCAUUUCUAAUACAGAUUAAGAGUAGAUUAAAAAAGGAAAAAGAGAAAACAAGCAGUGUAUUCACAAAGAUAUGUAUGAAAAUGACAGUUCAAGUGCAGGAGCAAAUCUAAUUUAUGAAGAUGAAGAAUCAACAACAUAAGAAGAAGAAUACGAAGAUGAUUCAUUAGAUAAUUAAUAAAUAAAAAGUGCUUCAAUUAAGGACCAGUAGAGUGCAAGAAAGAAAAAUAGAAGAAUUUAAACAAAUUUUGCAAAAUAGAGUAGAAAAUAUCGAAAUGAAGCCUUUUCACCUACAAGAUAAUUAAGUGAUUUGACUAACUAGUUUGAUAAAAUUCAUAUUGAAACUGAAUAAGUGUAAAGCUAAAACGCUGAUCUAAUUUACUAACCUAACAUAAAUAACACAGAUGAAUAAAUAAAUAGAUAAAUUAAUAUAUACCAUUAAUUUUCAUUAGAAAACAGCACAUAAUCUAAUGUCUAAAAUACUUUAGCACAUAUUUAAUCAUCACCAUUUCUACCCUUAAGUGAUACCACUAAUGUAGUUUCAUAAAUAAAAAAGCAUAAUUCAUUUAAUAGUAACUCCCCAUUAUCAUAAUAAUAAUUGAAUCCUAACUUAGGUUCUAAUUUAUUUGGUUCUCAUGCUCACAAUUUACAAAACGAAAACAGCUACUAGCCAAUUUAAUAAUAUUUAGAGACUUAAUAAAUAAAUUAGUAAAACCAUUUGCAAACUUAAAAAUAUCAACAAAAUACUUAGCCUAGUAAUAUCCCUAUUGUUCCUAUUUUAAGGAAUCCAUGCCAUUAAGUAUUUGAAAUUCCCUUGUAAGGAAAUAGUAAUAGUUUUAAUUUCUUCAUUUCAUCUUAAUGA
Molecule: messenger RNA, 1749 nt
Organism: Tetrahymena thermophila SB210
Lineage: Eukaryota; Ciliophora; Oligohymenophorea; Hymenostomatida; Tetrahymenidae
Exons: 1
Source: RefSeq, a predicted model, not a curated record